CCUGGCCAUCAUGGAGGCCGUCAACGCCUUUAACCAGGAGUUAUUCUCGCUGAUGGACUCUAAACCGCCAAUAUCUCGGGCAAAAAUGAUUUCCAUCACUAAAUCAGCCAUCAAAGCUAUGAAGCUCUACAAACAUGUGGUCCAGAUUGUUGAAAAGUUCAUCAAAAAGUGUAAGCCUGAGUAUAAGGUGGCAGGUCUGUAUGUGGUGGAUUCCAUCGUUAGGCAGUCCAGACACCAGUUUGGAUCAGAUAAAGAUGUAUUUGGUCCAAGGUUCACCAAAAACAUCACAGGAACUUUUGAGAACCUUUGCCUUUGCCCCAUAGAGGACAGGAGCAAGAUUGUGCGAGUUUUGAACCUGUGGCAGAAGAAUGGGGUGUUUAAGAUUGAAGUUAUUCAGCCCCUCUUGGACAUGGCAGCUGGCUCUGGCAGUGGUGCUGCAUCUUUCAUAAACACAGAUGAGCCUGACGCUCAAGCUGCACCUCUUUCUUCAGGUUCCUCACCACCUCCAGCCCAAGAGCCAGUUCCUGUGGUAACAUCCAACUCUACCGCACCAUCACCAUCAGUUCCUCAGAUGCACAGUUCUGAUGCCUUUGCAGCUGUGGCACAGCUCUUCCAGUCCUCACAUGGUCAGCAGCUUCAGCAGAUGCUCCAGAACUUCCAUCAGCAGCCAGUGAAGCCUGAAACCAAUUCGCAGCCUCCACUGCCAUCCAUUCAAACACCAGUUCAGAAUGCCUCUGCUGGUUUGAGCGCGGUCGUGCCACAACCUCCUGUUUCCUCACCACAACCUCUUCUCCCCAUGCAGCUUGCUGAACAGAAAGCGGCUUUUGACAAGACGAUUCUGGACCGUUUUGAUUAUGAUGAUGAACCAGAAGCUGGAGAAGAGCCUAAGAAGGAUGAGGUCCCACAGCCUCCUGCAAUGCAACAGCCUCCAGGUUUUCCCCAGCACAUGGAGCACUUUAACACACAAAUGAUGAAUAUUUCCCAAGACCUAGCUCAACAGGUUCAUCUGCCUCCUAAUGGUCAGCUCCAGGCUUGUGGUGUAAUACCAGGACAAAGCUUCCCUAUUGCGAUGCACCCUAUGGGCCAUGCUCUGCCAGGGCAGCCCCUUCCUGGUCCCACUGGACCUCCAGGUUUCUUAGGGGGUUACGCUCCCCAAAAUGCACCCCAGCAAAAACAGGAUUCCUCGGUGGAAGUGGACCAUUCAUCAGUCAGGGAUGGCCGGCACAGUCAAAGGUCUCACUCAGGCUCCAGAUCUCCAAAGAGGAGAAGGUCUCGGUCCAAUUCCCGUACUCGGCGGUCCAGGUUCAGGCGAUCUCGCUCCAGAGACCGCCGUUACUCUUCCCCACAUGCUCGCUCACAGGAGCGCAGGGAGAGGGAGAGAGAGAGAGAAAGGCGGCAGAAAGGUCUUCCACCACCCAAGAGCGAGACACUCAGCAUUUGUAGUACAACUCUCUGGGUUGGUCAGCUGGACAAGAGAACACUACAGCAAGAUGUUGCUUUGUUGCUGGAGGAGUUUGGGCAAAUAGAAUCAAUCAAUAUGAUUCCUCCGCGUGGCUGUGCUUAUAUUGUCAUGAUACACAGGGAGGAUGCUUUCAGAGCUCUGCAGAAGCUCAGUCGAGGACCAUAUAAGGUUAAUCAGAAAGCAAUCAAGAUUGCUUGGGCUUUGAACAAGGGCAUAAAGCCUGAAUUUAAACCGUACUGGAAUGUAGAGUUGGGUGUCACCUACAUUCCUUGGUCUAAAAUCAGAGAGGACCAGUUAGAGGAUCUGACAGAAGGAGGAAUGCUCGAUGCGGAUACUGUGUCACCAGAAUGGAAUAGUUCACGAAAACCUUUUGAUCACCAAGAGGAACCCACUCACAACGGCCGUUCUGAGCAGCAGCAGCCUGAGGAGAUUCAAGUGCUACCUGUAGUGUCUCCUCCUGCUCAGGUUCCUCCAAUGCAGCAGCCGAUGGUGGGUGUGGGUUCUCUACCACCUCCCAUCUUUCCCGGUCCAAUGGGAAUGCCUCCGCCUGCCUUUACUCGGGGCAUGCCCCCUCCUCCUUUUAUGAGACCUGGCUUCAACCCCUUGCAAAUGCCUCCAGGCUUUCCCCCUUCAGGACCUAUGCCUCUAGGUCCCACACUUCCUCCCAAAGGUGGAGUUGAUGAGCCACCUCAGGACAUGGCAGAUCUGGGCAGAAAGAAAAAUGAGGCUCACGAGGGCCCCAACAUCUUCAACAAUCAGAUGGGACCCAUUGGUAACCAGGUUGGUUCCCUUCCAGUUGGACCUCCAGGCCAUCUCCUAGGUGUACCAUUAUCUAAUUCUUCAGGUGGUCCUCCUGUAGGUCUUCCAGGUGGUCCUCCUGUAGGUCUUCCAGGUGGUCCUCCUGUAGGUCAUCCAGGUGGUCCUCCUGUAGGUCAUCCAGGUGGUCCUCCGGUAGGUCUUCCAGGUGGUCCUCCGGUAGGUCUUCAAGGUGGUCCCUUGAUUGGACCUCCUGGUGGUCCUCUGGUGGGCCCUCCUGGUGGGCCUUUAGUCAGGCCUCCUGGUGGGCCUUUGGUUAGACCUCCUGGUGGUCCUCUGGUAGGACCUCCAGGUAGUCAUCCCGGUGGUCCUCCAAGUGGUCAUCCUGGAAACAUGCAACCUCCCUCUAGUGGUCUACUGGGUGCACGACCCGGAAUAAUUCCACUCCAGCGCCCCCUAGGUCCACCGCCGCAGCAUAUGCAGCGUUUCCCUCCUCCCCAUGGGCCAAGACCACCUCACUCCAAUAUGCCCGCUAAUUCUCCACAGAUGAUACCCCGGGGGCCACACCCUCAGAUGAUGGGCCACGAGCCCCCUCCACCUAAAGGAGGCUUUGGCAUGCCCCCACCACACAAUAUAAGGGUUCCUUUCCCUCAUGGGCAAGGACCUCUCCCUCAAGCAACCCCCCCUCCUUCAUUUAUCAGACCAGGGGGUCCUAGAGAAGAACCAGAAGAAAUGGAUGACAGACCAUUUAGGGGAGACAGGCCUGGAUUCAGGGAUCGAGAGCAGGAGAGGGACCGAGACUGGGAUCGAGAUAGAGACAGGGACAGAGGUUUUGGAGGGGGUAGACGUUCUUUUGGUGAUGGAGGGAGGGCAGUUGGUGGUGACAAAAUGGACGGGAGAGACAGACACGGGGGUUGGCAGGAAGAUGGAGGCAAUCAGCGUGGGGGAGGAUGGGAGAGAGAGAGAGAUCGGGAGAGAGACCGGGACCGCGAUCGGGACCGCGAUCGGGACAGAAGUAGACGAGACUGGAGAGAAAGGCGAGGAAGCCCUGAUAGGGACAGAGAACGGGGCCGUGGUGAGGAUGGAGAGAGAGAACGCGGCAGGGGGGAGGGCGGCGAAAGAAACAGGGGCGAUGGGGCAAAUGUGGACAAAGCCAAAGCACCCGAAAUCAAAGGGGACAAGCCAAAACGGUCAGAACGACGAGAAAGGACCUCACGGUGGGACCAAGAUGAUCGACUGGCCGAACUGGAAAACAUGGACAAAUUUCGGAACAUCAAGAGCCAGGAGCAGUCUUGUGUGACAUCUGUGGUUACCAUGGACACCAGUAAAGACCCAGACAGAAAAGCCUCUGAACCGAAGCAACAGUCUGAACAUUUAGCUUCACCUCCAGAGGUCACGGCUUCUAAAGAAAAACCUGUGCCCUCUGAGCCUCUAAAGUCGGCUCCAUGUGAGCCCACAGAAACAAAAGAAGAAUCCUCUUAGACCUGUGAAGAGCUGAAACAUACUGAAGGUUUUGUCCACUGUUAUAGUCUCAGUUGUUGGCAGAUUAAAGUCAAACUAGUAACAGUUUAUCUGAUGGUACAUGGGCUGUACAUUUCUUCACCUCUCACUUUUUGUUUUACAUUUUUAUUUUAUAGCAUUUCUGUACACACAGGAAAACAUACCAGGUUGACCCGCAUUUGUUUUAACUUCUUAAAUAUGGCAAGAGAAAUAUUUUAUAAAUUAUUUUUAAUUUGUAAAUAUUCUGUCAAACACUGAUUGUGUUAAACAACUUUGGUUUUAGUAGAAGCUCCUUUUUUUUUUCUUAAUUCCUCGUGUGUUUAGAGUCAGCUGUGAGUUCAGUUUCAAAGAUUCAAAAAAUCGGACAAAUGUGCAUAAAGUAAUGGUGAUCUCAUAAAUUUCCAAAGGACACAUUGUUAAAACAUCUGCUUUGAAUUUGCAUCGACUUUUUCAUUUGACAUUUUAAAUGUUGCAGUACCACAAAAGUGUUCAUUUCUUUGAUUUAAAAAAAUUAAAUGUUGUGGGAAUCAGUCAUGGAAAUGUAAUCAUUCAUUAACACUUGCAUUUAAUUCAUUUUCUCUAAUAUAGCUUGCUAGAGGCUUUUUAAUUUUCACAAAGUAAA
Nematolebias whitei (Rio pearlfish) is the source of this 4340-nucleotide messenger RNA. RefSeq names its product SR-related CTD-associated factor 4a (gene scaf4a). The transcript has 19 exons. Gene Ontology annotation, cellular component: nucleus. The record is from RefSeq and is a predicted model, not a curated record. Gene Ontology annotation, molecular function: RNA binding; RNA polymerase II C-terminal domain phosphoserine binding. Bases 11 to 3700 code for a protein of 1229 amino acids. Gene Ontology annotation, biological process: negative regulation of termination of RNA polymerase II transcription, poly(A)-coupled. NCBI's taxonomy places the organism in Eukaryota, Metazoa, Chordata, Actinopteri, Cyprinodontiformes, Rivulidae.